AUGUAUCUAUCUAUCUAUCUAUCUAUCUAUCUAUCUAUCUAUCUAUCUAUCAAGCGUACCAGAAUACAAAAGCCGGGUAUAAAUUACCUAGCUAUCUAUCUUUCUCAGUCUAUUCAUCUUAUUAAUUAUCUAUCUAUCUAUCUAUCUAUCUAUCUAUCUAUCUAUUUAUCUAUCUAUCUAUCUAUAUAUAUAUAUAUAUAUUAUCUAUCUAUCUAUCUAUCUAUCUAUCUUGGAGAAAGUGAAGAAAGAUAUGCUGGAAGGGCCAAGUCUGUCGCUGAUCGAAGGCCCAGCCCUCCGAAACUCAAAGGGAGAUUUACCUGCCUCCAACCUGUGUCGUCGAAAUUAACGUUGCAAAUUAACUCCGCGCAUCUCUUAAUUGUGAUAUCUAUCUCAUUUAAGAAAUCCUUUACUCCUCAGAAUUUAAAUCUCUUGCUAAAUAUUUUCAAGUUGUUUUCAAUUACAUAUCUAUUCAAUUAUAUAUCUAUCCAGUUUCCUUUUAUUUGUAUUAAUUCGUCAAUGUUCCUUCGCUUGUUUCUUUUUCUUUUUUUCUUUUUAAUUUUCUUGCCUUUCGCCUUCCGUUUAUUUUCGUUUUGGAAUCUUAUUCGUCCAUUUUUUUUACUGCCUUUCUUUGUCUUUUAUUUCCUUUUUCCUUUUUCUACUAUUCUUGUCUUUUCUUCCAUUUUCGCUUCUUAUUUCCCUUAUAAUUGUCUUAUUCUCUUUUGUUUAGUCCUAAACCUCCUUCAUCCCAUCUUUUUCUUUUCACAUUUUCCUGCUUCUUCUUCUCCCCCUCCUUCUUAUUCUUAUGAACAAUAUAAGUCUUUUUUUGUUUCUCCUCUUUUCUUUUUCAACUUCCUUCUCCUCCCAUUUUUGUUCUUAAUUUCUUAUUCAUUUGUUUAUUUACGUCUUUCUUCAACAUUCCUUCAUCAUCUCCUUACUUUCGUCUUUUCAUUCUUGUUUUCUUUUCCUUCGCAAUCCUAUAACGCCUUCUUCCUCUAUUUUCAUCGGGUCUCUUUUCUCCCAAAUCAUCUUCCUAUUUUCAUGUUUCCUUCUUGCUUUCUUUUAAAAUUCUCUUCUUUCUCAUAA
This is a messenger RNA of Acanthosepion pharaonis, 1083 nucleotides long. The record is from the annotation of a GenBank genome assembly. NCBI's taxonomy places the organism in Eukaryota, Metazoa, Mollusca, Cephalopoda, Sepiida, Sepiidae.